Solanum verrucosum is the source of this 1642-nucleotide messenger RNA. Its product is annotated as transcription termination factor MTERF4, chloroplastic. Gene Ontology annotation, biological process: regulation of DNA-templated transcription. Lineage: Eukaryota; Viridiplantae; Streptophyta; Magnoliopsida; Solanales; Solanaceae. Gene Ontology annotation, molecular function: double-stranded DNA binding. The transcript has a single exon. The coding region runs from base 26 to 1504 and encodes 492 amino acids. The record is from RefSeq and is a predicted model, not a curated record.
GAAUGAUCUUUGUUUGUUCACUGAAAUGACAUCAAUAAUAAGAAGAAAUCAAUCCUUAAAAACAAUCUUCAGAAACCCAAAAGAUCCAUUUUUUACCCCAAUUUACAAAACCCCAUACAGGGUAUUGAACCAAAAACCCUUUUCGACCCAUUCUUCUAAAUUCCCAGAAUAUGAAAUGCCAACAGUAACAUGGGGUGUAGUCCAAGGGCGUAAGGAGAAGUUGGUGUCACGUGUAAUAAUCUCUGAUUAUUUGAAAACUAUAGGAAUAAUCCCUCAUGAAUUAGAGGAGUUGGAAUUACCUUCCACUGUUGAAGUUAUGCGGGAACGUGUUGAGUUUUUGCAGAAAAUUGGUCUCACAGUUGAUGAUAUGAAUGAAUAUCCUUUAAUGCUUGGUUGUAGUGUGAGGAAAAACAUAAUUCCUGUUUUAACAUACUUGGAGAAAAUUGGGCUUCAAAGGUCUAAGCUUGGUGAGUUUAUUAAGAUUUAUCCUCAAUGUUUACAUACUAGUGUCGUUGUGGAGCUUGUUCCGGUUAUUAAAUUUUUACGAGGUCUUGAUGUUGAGAAACAAGAUAUUGGGUAUGUUUUGAUGAAAUAUCCUGAGUUGUUAGGGUUUAAACUUGAGGGAACAAUGAGUACUUCAGUUGCUUACUUGGUUAGUAUAGGGGUUAAUCCGAGGGAUGUAGGGCCGAUGGUAACACAAUAUCCAUAUUUUCUUGGGAUGAGAGUUGGGACGACGAUUAAACCACUUGUGGAUUAUUUGGUUUCAUUGGGUUUGCCGAAGAAAAUAUUGGCGAGAAUGUUGGAGAAGCGAGCAUAUUUACUUGGUUAUGAUCUUGAAGAGACGGUGAAACCAAAUGUAAAUUGCUUACUGAGUUUUGGACUUAGGAAGGACACUUUGCCUUCUGUUAUUGCACAAUUUCCACAAAUUCUAGGUUUACCUUUGAAAGCUAAGCUGUCGUCGCAACAAUAUUUCUUUAACUUAAAGCUUAAGAUUGAUCCUGAUGGUUUUGCUCGAGUCAUUGAGAAGAUGCCACAAAUUGUCAGUCUACAUCAACAUGUGAUAAUGAAACCAGUCGAGUUCCUUGUUGGACGGGGAUUUUCAACAGCUGAUGUGGCAAAGAUGAUUGUAAAAUGUCCUCAGUUAGUUGCUUUGCAAGUUGGCAUCAUGAAAAAUAGUUAUUACUUUUUCAAGAGCGAUAUGGGUCGACCAAUGGAAGAGCUUUUGGACUUUCCAGACUACUUCACGUAUAGCUUGGAAUCAAGAAUCAAACCCAGGUACCAGAGGUUGCAGAACAAGGAAAUCAGAUGUUCUUUGGGUUGGUUUCUCAAUUGUAGUGACCAAAGAUUUGAAGAGAGAUUGUAUGGUGAUUAUAUAGAGCCUGAAAGUUCUGGUCCGUCAUUUUGUUUGGGUGGGAAGUUAGAGCUACCAGGCAAUGAGAUUGUAUCAGAAGAGGAAGAUGACAGUGAAGAUGAAACACUAUAUAGACGCACUGUCUCUUUGUAGUGUACUUUGUAACAUUCGUGAAUUGGGUAUAAAUGGUAAUAUCUUUCAAUAUUAGUUGAAUUCUUUUGCUGCUUUCUGCCUUUUUCUUCCAUUACGAUCAACGUGUUUUUUUGUAGUUUGACAACAUUUAUAACAGUC